This is a messenger RNA of Postia placenta MAD-698-R-SB12, 1335 nucleotides long. RefSeq lists its product as hypothetical. The coding region runs from base 1 to 1335 and encodes 444 amino acids. The transcript has 9 exons. Lineage: Eukaryota; Fungi; Basidiomycota; Agaricomycetes; Polyporales; Adustoporiaceae. The record is from RefSeq and is a predicted model, not a curated record.
AUGUUCUCCCAACUCGUGAACGCUUCACUGCCUUCCCUCGCCCCCGAGUGCCACCCCUCCCCCGCACUCGAGGUCAACCUCCACCAUUACCGCAACCGCUUUGCACCCCCCACUCCGCGCAAGCACAACUGGGCCUGGUGCGAAGAGAUGCACGUCUGGAUCCCGGACACCCUCCCCUACUUCACCACCGAGAUCGAGCCCGGCCCUCGCCCCGCCACCAUUCCCAUCAUGCGCCCGAAGCCCCCCGUUCAGCGCAAGUGGUGGCAAGCCCGCAAGGCCGCCCGGCCCUCUCAACUCCCCGAGAUCAGGCUCUACUCCGGCGACUGCGAGGCCAACGGCGUCACCUUCGCGCACAUGAAGCUUGAGCCGGUCGCCGUGGCGCAAGAGAGGGAGGAGCUCCGGCGGGUGUACGCGUCGUGGAUCUUUGCAGGGCCUCAACCGAACACUCGCGCGCACAUUGUCCGAAUACCUCAAGACCGCCAUAGGAAGGCCCUGUGCAUCGAGCGGCAGACGCUGGGCGAGGAGUCAUGGCCCGAUGACCCUAGUUGUAUUUUCCAGAUUUCGCAUGCUACACACAUGCUUAUCCUCCCUUCCCCUGAGAGCCCUAGGUUCCCGGAUACAGGCCUACAUCAACCUCAAGCCUCGCGCGCAUACCGUCCGUCCUCAAGACCGCAAGACCUGGGGAUUGCCCUGUGCAUCGGCGGAUGUCAGGCGAGGGGGCAUGGCCCCGAUGACCCUGGUGUCCAUCUGAUGCCUGGGCAGUGUAGGUCCCCAAAGCAUGGUCCUGUGCCGAAUUGUAACUGCAAGAAUCCCGCGCGCGCACCGUCCGGAGGUCACAAGCCUUCAAGGCCAGGAAACAUCCCUGUGUAUCGGCAGGCGCUGGGCGAGGAGGCAUGGCCCGAUGACCCUGGCGUCCUGUCCGGUACCUGGGCAGGAUCCCGUCUUCCGGAGUGCGUGUUCUCGACGGCGGCGGCGUCUCAUGACGCUUGCUGUCCGCAUCACAAUGGGGAGAGCCAGGGUAUCUGCGGGGGCGAGCCGCCCGGGAGGAUGCGGCCGAUCCUGCCGGACGUCUUUAACUCAAGGAUAGCCCGAGGCGACGCGUCGGCUAUUGCUGGCUGCAGUCGAAGGCGUCGCGGGCUGGCGAAUUAUCGAGUGGUUCUGACCCCACAAGGCAAACCCGUCUCUCUCGCCGACCCGCAGCGCCGCUGGAAGGGCCAGGGGUGGCGGAACGUAGGCACCGCGGUAGCCGGCGCGAUGACACCCGCUCUCGGGACGGCGUCCUCUUCGGAGGGCGGCGAGUCUCUGCUUUGCGAGCCCGAUGUGUCUCCGGCCUGA